This is a messenger RNA of Musa acuminata AAA Group (dessert banana), 3093 nucleotides long. RefSeq names its product U-box domain-containing protein 44. Gene Ontology annotation, molecular function: protein binding; ubiquitin-protein transferase activity. Lineage: Eukaryota; Viridiplantae; Streptophyta; Magnoliopsida; Zingiberales; Musaceae. The transcript is spliced from 5 exons. Gene Ontology annotation, biological process: protein ubiquitination. The record is from RefSeq and is a predicted model, not a curated record. Bases 312 to 2753 code for a protein of 813 amino acids.
AGCAGCCGUACAACACCUGCCACCCUUGGACGGCCCCACGACUGGAAGACGAGUCAAACGAGUCGCCUCUCUCUCUCUCUCUCUUCGCCCAAUACCGAAGCCUUCUAUCUCGCCCGAUCCGUCGAUCCUUCCUUCCCCGCCCUCCGCCGAUCGUUCGCCUCAAUCGGCUGCCUUUCUCGGAGACCUCGGCGGCGGGGAGCGGAGGGCAUCGGGCGCGAGCCAGGCAUGGGUCCAGUGGCAGCGGAAAAUUAGGGUUUCCGAGUCGAUAAAGAUCCCAAAGAAGAGUGGCAGCGAGCGGAUUCUCUGAAAAGAUGGCAGAAAGUUGGGAUGGGAACCUCGACUCUGGUAGCCGUUCUGAUGAGAGCUAUCGUGACAGUUUACAUGUCGAGCCUAUUUAUGACGCAUUUCUUUGUCCUCUCACGAAGGAAGUUAUGUGGAAUCCUGUUACCAUAGAGAAUGGGCAGACUUUUGAGCGAGAAGCAAUUGAGAAAUGGUUCAGGGAAUGCAGGGACAGUGGAAAGAGGCCAACCUGUCCAUUGACACAGAAAGAGUUAAAGAGCACUGACCUAAAUCCCAGUAUUGCCCUGAGAAACACCAUUGAAGAAUGGACCAAAAGGAAUGACGCUGUUCAGGUUGACAAAGCAUGUAGAAUACUGUCUCCAGGGAGCCCAGAGGUUGAUGUUUUACAGGCCCUUAAUCACAUUGCACAUAUUUGCCAGAAAAGCAGGUCGAACAAGCAUGUUGUGCGCAAUGCAGAGUUAAUACCAAUGAUAGCUGAGAUGCUGAAGCAUGGCAGCACGAAAGUGCGAAUAAAAGCACUAGAAACUCUUCGCAUCGUAGCUGAAGGGGAUGAUGAUAACAAGGAUGUUAUAGCUGCGGGGGACACCAUCCGUACAAUCGUGAAAUUUUUGUCACAUGAACAUUCCCAAGAGAGGGAGGAAGCUGUGUCAUUAUUGUAUGAGCUUUCAAAGUCUGAAUUAUUAUGUGAAAAGAUUGGUGGAGUUGGUGGAGCAAUUCUGAUAUUGGUUGGGAUGGCAAGUAGUAAAUCAGAAAACAUUUCAACUGUAGAGAAAGCUGAUAAGACAUUGCAAAAUCUGGAGAAGUGUGAAAAAAAUGUGAGGCAAAUGGCUGAAAAUGGCAGACUGCAGCCACUUCUUACACUUCUCCUGGAAGGUUCAGCUGACACGCAAUUGUCCAUGGCUUCCUACCUUGGAGAGCUUGUUUUGAGCAAUGAUGUGAAAGUCUUUGUAGCCCAAACAGCAGGUUCGGCACUAGUUGAUGUAAUGAAAAGUGGGAGCAAGCAAGCUAGAGAAGCUACCCUCAAGGCUUUGAAUCAGAUAUCCUCUUAUGAAGGUAGUGCAAAGAUACUUAUUCAAGCAGGCAUCCUCCCCCCGCUUGUCAAGGACCUAUUCACUGUAGGCAUUAACCAGCUACCAAUGAGGCUGAAAGAGGUAUCUGCAACAGUUCUUGCCAACAUUGUGUCUUCUGGUGCUGAUUUUGAGUCCAUCCCCCUUGAUCAAGAUCAUCGGACUUUAGUUUCUGAAGACAUUGUUCACAAUCUCCUCCAUCUGAUUAGUAACACUGGGCCUGCAAUUGAAUGCAAGCUCCUUCAAAUUCUUGUUGGGCUCACAAGUUCUUCCACCACUUUCAUGAAUAUAGUUGCUGCAAUAAAAAGCUCCGGUGCUACCAUUAGCCUCAUUCAGUUUGUUGAAGCUCCACAGAGGGAUGUGCGAAUGGCUUCUAUAAAACUUUUGCACAAUAUUUCACCUGAUAUGGGUCAAGAGCUGGCUGAUGCUUUUCGUGGUACUGCUGGCCAGCUCAGCAGCUUGAUUAAUGUCAUUGCAGAGAACAACGGUAUCUCUGAAGAGCAAGCAGAUGCUGUCGGUCUACUGGCUAACCUUCCUGAGAGGGACUCUGAUUUAACCAGGAGGCUUCUGGAUGAAGGGGCCUUCAAGAUAGUGGUCUCCAAAGUGACAAGUAUCAGGCAAGGGAUCACUCGUGGGGGGGGCCGUUUUGUCACUCCUUUUCUCGAAGGGCUCGUUAAGGUUCUCUCAAGACUCACAUACAUUCUGGAGGGUCAACCUGAGAUCAUUGCUCUUGCUCGUGAAUACAAUCUUGGUGCACUUUUUACUGAUCUGCUUCAGAUGAAUGGGCUUGAUAACGUGCAAACAGUCUCUGCACAGGCACUGCAGAAUCUCUCCAAGCAAUCAAGACAUCUGACAAGGAUCCCAGUUGUUCCGGAACCAGGAUUCUGUUGUACUAUAUUUCCUUGUCUGGGUAACCCGCCGGUUAUUAAUGGGCUGUGCCGAGUCCAUCAUGGUUUCUGUUCAGUAAAGGAUAGCUUCUGCUUGUUGGAAGGGAGGGCAGUAGAGAAGCUGGUAGCUUGUUUAGAUCAUGCUAAUGUGAAGGUUAUUGAGGCUGCCUUGUCAGCUUUGUGCACUCUGUUGGAUGAUGGGGUGGACAUUGAACACGGAGUGUCAGUCUUGGAUGAUGCGGAUGGGAUUAAACCGAUUCUAGAGAUAUUGCGAGAGAAUUGCACAGAGACACUCAAGCAGCAAGCUGUGUGGGCAGUUGAGAGGAUUUUGAGGAAAGAGGAGAUCGCUUAUGAGAUUUCAGGAGAUCAAAAUGUCGGGACAGCAUUGGUUGAUGCAUUUCGUCACGGGGACUAUAGGACGAGGCAGAUCGCAGAGCGAGCACUGAAGCAUGUGGAUAAGUUGCCCAACUUCUCUGGGGUCUUCCCAAAGAUGGGGUGAUGAGAGGUUGAAGGAUGGAAGUGUCCUGGUGAGGAGUUAAGAGGCUGUUGAUUUUAUGGUGUUAAUUUAUGUUUGGACCGUCGAGGGCUUCAGUCAAAAGACUCGGUUGUGGUGUUUACAAAAACAUCACAUCUGCACCAAAAGAUGCACACAAAUUGCUUAGCUUCUCCAGAAUCUCCAACGUUGAACUGAUGGCUGCAACAAAUCAGAUGCUUUGAUUGUAUGUAUGUUUGUGACUUUGUCCAUUGUUGUUUGUUUUUCUUUACAAACUGGUCAGCAAUCCUUGUAUGUGCAUAUUCUUUUUCUCUGAAUGAAUUAGUGUGAAUUACGAAUUGCUACU